UUUAAAAUAAUUCUACUGUGCAGUCCAACAUUAACCAAUAUUCACUACGGGUGUUUAUCAAAGUAUUAACUCUUAAAAUGCAGAAGACACUAAUUGCUUUAGCUGUCAUAUGUUUGGCACAGUUAUCUUAUGCCGCAUUACCCCUUAAGCAAUUCGAUGAACCAUUGAAAACCGACUUUCAAAUGUGGCAUGACAACUGUGAAAUUUACAUCCCCGGUGUAACCCAAGAAGAAAUCAAUCAAGUACGAGCAGGACGCUUCGAUACAAACAACCAAUCUAUUAAGAACUACGCAGCUUGUAUCUGGUUGGAAUCUAAAAUCCUUAAUACUGAUAUGGUUAUGAACAAGGCACUAUUGGAUAUCUAUAUGCCCAAGAAAAUUAUGGAAGACGAAUACAUCGGUUAUUUGUUGUGUGCUAAAAAAUUUAGAAAGCAAAACAUACCCUUUGCCGAUAAGGUCUUCGGAUUGAUCCAAUGCAAUUACAACAGAAAUCCUAACGACUUUACCUUCAUCUAAGGCCACAAAUGAAAAAAUAGAACUAACACGUGUUGCUCGAAACAUUAUAAAAAAAUAAAGAAUAAUAUUUUUUAAUUAUACGUUUAAAAAUCUG
Messenger RNA from Diabrotica virgifera virgifera (western corn rootworm), 609 nucleotides. RefSeq lists its product as uncharacterized. Lineage: Eukaryota; Metazoa; Arthropoda; Insecta; Coleoptera; Chrysomelidae. The transcript has 6 exons. The coding region runs from base 78 to 515 and encodes 145 amino acids. Gene Ontology annotation, molecular function: odorant binding. The record is from RefSeq and is a predicted model, not a curated record.